Messenger RNA from Cucurbita moschata (crookneck pumpkin), 1354 nucleotides. Its product is annotated as E3 ubiquitin-protein ligase RNF4-like. The coding region runs from base 447 to 1070 and encodes 207 amino acids. Lineage: Eukaryota; Viridiplantae; Streptophyta; Magnoliopsida; Cucurbitales; Cucurbitaceae. The transcript has 6 exons. The record is from RefSeq and is a predicted model, not a curated record.
UUAAUUUAUUGUGUUUUUUUUUUCUAUUUAAUUUGUUUUUGUGAAUGCUUUGAUCCAUGUGGGUUUGAAGACUUGAUGAUUUGGUUUAGGAUCGUGUAUGUUUGUGUAGUUCGGAAAAACUAUCUGGUGGAGUUUAGAAAGAGAUUUUGACGAUCGGUUUGAAUUUUGUGGUUUAUUAUAAAUCUUAUGAUUGAUCCGAGGGCAUGAUGUAUUUGAAUCGGGGUGUUAGAAUUGAUUAGGAGGUUUGCUGCCACAUUAGAGAAUGUUUGGAGUAAAGCGUUUUUGUUGAUUGGUGAAGAUUUUUUCGUUGUCUUGGUUUCUGAGUUACAAACUUACAAGGAUUUGUUUAUUGUGUAUUUUGCCCUCUGUGAAUCUCCUGGUGGUUAUUGCAUGGACUUCACAUCUAUGGGCUGGUUGUUGGGAGCUGUUGAGGAGCUCCAAAAUUGAUGAGUACUCAGGCAAUGAGGGGAGGACAUACCACAAGAGGUUAUCAUCGUAGGAAAUCAUUGGACUUGGACCUCAACAUCAUGCCACCAACCGAGAACCGAGAUCAAGGGGAGGCAUCUCAAUUGGUGUUUCAGGAAGCACAAGUUAAUCAACAACAGUCCGUACAACCUGCAAUGAUUGAUGUUGAGGCCAUUGAUGAUGAUGUUAUUGAAUCAUCCGCCACAGCAUUUGCUGAAGCUAAAAAUAAAUCCAGACGGAAUGCUAGGAAGAUUAUAGUUGAUGUGGAUGCAGAAGAGUGGAGCCGGGUGUCAAAUAAUAACCGCAUCAAGCGUAAGAGAGACGUGUCAAAUCAACAAACUCUAAAUUCUGUUUUAUUGAUCAAUUUGGAAGGCAGCAAUAGCUUUAUGAAAGAGAAGCCUGCUCCACCGAAGGAGCCCAAAUUCAGUUGUCCAAUAUGCAUGGGUCCGUUAGUAGAAGAAACGUCAACAAGGUGUGGUCAUAUUUUCUGCAAAUCAUGUAUCAGGGCUGCAAUAGCCGUCCAGAGCAAAUGCCCAUCCUGUAGGAAGAGAGUAACUGCCAAAGAACUCAUCAGAGUGUUCCUUCCUGGGACGAGGUUGGAGUGAGGCUUACAUGUAUUCUUUUUAAUAACUUCGAAGGAAAAUCGUCGAAAGUUUUCUUGUAAGUAAGAAAAACUAAUUUUUAGGUGGAAAUCUCGGGUGCAUUCUGCGGAUGGCUGCUGCAGCUUGAUGAUCUCUGAGUUGCAAUAGCAGGUAGCAGGAAAUUUUGAUUUCCAUAUUUUUUGGUCGAUACUUUUGGUGGUUUUAUGGAGUUGUAAACAAACCCGACACCGAAAUACAAUAGUAUGCAAUGAGAUUACAUAAUUAAAUCCAGAAAGUUGCUUUUAUCA